AUGGAUGGACGUCGGUCGAAGCACAUUCCGAUUGCGUGUCGAUAUGUUCCAUACGACCAAUGGUUCCUGACGCACGCCGACCCGACAUGGAAGAUCAAGCACCUCAAGCAGAGCAUCCUUGCCAGGGCACUCUCCUUACCAUUCGACCCUCGAGGCCUUACCCGCGAGUCUGCUGGCCGUGCUCCAUCGCCCAUCACCUUUGCACCUGAGGAGGGUAGACGGCCAGUCAGCCCAAUCAGAUUCGCGCCAGCACCUGCUGUCGGUCCGAGGAAGAGAGGAGACAACGAAGCUGUAGCAGCAGCAGAGAAAGAGGAGAAGGUCGGCGGAGAGGAGGGCUACGAGGAAGAUGUCGAAGAAGAAUGGGAAGAUGCAGCUGAGGACCUGGACGUUACGCCUACGGCGACGAUGGGCGGGCGGGUGCACGUUCCCUCCACCUCCAUUACCCACAGCACGUCAAGCUCAACGCCAUCAACGGGCCCUUCCUCGUCCGUAGCCCCAACACCCAUCCACACACUCUCGUCGCACCCGCUCUCGUCGCACCCGAACCUGCAGCAAGCGCAGAGGGACCACGACAACCAGAUCCUGACGGCGCCGUUCACGCUGAUCCGGUUCUCGACGGGGCAGAUCCUCGAGGAGGACUUCCUGGUGUCGUGGUACGACCUGUGCCCGUACGAGCUGGUCGAGAUUCACUGCUCGGCGCCGCUGGGUGGGUUUGUCGUCUCCGUCCUCCUGGGUCCUCUGCUCGUCAACGGCGGCGAGAUGACGAGGGAGCAGGUCGGCCUUCUGGGCUCGGGCCUCGGUGGGACGUCGGCGGUGGCGACUGGUGUGACGGCGGAGAGGGUGCUUGGACUACUCAACCUCAACAACACCGUCAAGGCAAAGGACCACAAGGACAAGGACAAGGACAAGGACAAGCCGACGGACACGCUCGUCACACUCGCCUCAGCAUCCUACACACCCUCCACCCGUCUUUACAUGGUGGCCCUGCCCCGACACCUGCCCAGUGCGUACGUACAACCGUACUGGGAGGGCUGGGUGCGCUGUCUCCGGGUCGUCUGGCGGCCCGAGGUCGAUGCACGGACGGCAGCGUACUACGGGUACGACUACGACAAGAGCUCAAAGUACACCAUGGGGCAUGACUACGGAGGUGCUUCCGGUGGGAUGGGCGCGGCGAUGGGGGUGCUCGUUGGAGAUAUUGGUGUUUUCGACAAGCCCGGGCAUGACCGACAUCGAGACCAUUCAAGAGAUCGCCAUGGUCAUGAUUAUAGGAGGGACGGACAUGGGUAUGAGAGGCGGAGGUUGCAGAAGACCAAGCUCGAAUGGAGGGAAAGAUGGGUUGUCAUUAGGGAUGGAGUGGUUCGUUUGUGCAAGGACCGCGAUGACCCAGAAACGACACACGUCUUCCCACUCGCCUCCUUAACCGCCCUGCGCGGGGCCUCCCACCUUGCGCACUCGGUUGGGCCGAAGGGACGUUCUGGUGCUGGUGCCUCUCAUACUUCCUACUCUCAUGCGGGCUCCUCGUACCAUCAUGCUGGCGGUGGUUCGUCUUAUGCCGGCUCAGCACUGGGUUCUUCGAUGUUCUCAAACUCGACGAGAGGUGGGAGGAGGGACCUUAGGGCUGACCGUGGAGACCGUGGUGAUAGGAACGAGAGGAAUGACAGGAAUGAAAGGAGCGGCACGUUGAGGAGGAGCACGUCGACGCCGCGCAGCCGAAAUGCCGUCGACGACCGAGCUGGUAAAGGAGAUAGGGAUAGGGACAGGGAUAGAGGCAGAGACGACGUAGGCACGACGAGCAUGCCGUCCCUCGCCUCUACACGUCCAGCGAGGAGGGGCACGGUUAGCGAUAUCCGGCCUCUGAGGGGUGCGAGGGACGAGGGCGGAGGAGGAGGAGGAGGAGGGUUGGGUGUGCUGUCCGCCCCAGCAAGAGAGGAGAGGAGCUCGACGAGCACUAGUGCUACGGCGAAACCUGCCUUGACGUCAACGUCCGCUUCUGGCGCUGGCGCUGCCCAUGCCUCGACCACUAGCGGUGCUAACACCACCGUGGCUACGGCUACCUCCAACCCUGCGCCACUAACACCCGAACAAGCCGCCGCGCAACGCCAGCGCGAACGUCAAGCUGCCAACCCCACCAACAGCGCGAGCGCUGAAGAACAGCGCGAACAUGAGAGGGACCAGCGCGAACGCGAACGCAGGGAGAGGCAGAAGAAGAGGGAGAUAAGGGAGAAGCAGGAGAGGGAGCUUGAGCAUUUGAGGAAUUGGGAUGACUUUGGGGAGGACAGGGAGAGGAGGAAGGUGAAGGAUAGGGAACGCGAGCGCGACGGGGAUAAAGACAAGGACAAGGGGAAGGACGGCGAGAGGGAGAGGGAUAGGGCCGACCGUGAUCGGGACCGGGAGGCCGGCCCGAGCACCGCUGGUCCCAAUGGAAGUGUCGCGAGUGUGGCGGGGAGUAAAGCCAGUGGAAGUGGGAGUGGGAAGAGCGGUAGCGGGAGUGGGAAGAGCGCCGCGGGUACGGGCACGGGCGCGGAGAGGAUGGAGCGCGCGAAGGAGGCGAGGGCCAAGACGCUCGAGAGGGAGCGGAGGGAGCGGGGUGAGAGGGAGAGGAGGGAAAGAGAGGAGAGGGACAGAGACAGGAGGGACAGAGAGGAACGCGAGAGGGAAGAAAGAGAGCGAGCCCGCGCGAACGACCGGACGUACAUCCCUGCGUCGCGCGAGGAGGCGGAAGCGGCGGGGAUGAAGAUCGUGUGUGCGCGGUUUACGGUCGUCAAGGCUCUUGGUGGUGGUGGUGGUGGUGGUGGUGCGUCGAGCUCUGUUCAGGCGGUGGUGCAGGGGCAGGAGCAAGGAAGAGCUCAACGCGAUGUUGGGCAAGGAGGGGCAGCAGCAGCAGCAGCAGGCGACGACGGCCACGUCCAGCUGCAUAUCGACGCCGGGCGGGAUGGCAGGCGGUACACGAGCACGGGACCGAGUCUGGCGGGCGACGUUGCUGUCUUGAUCGACCAACGCUCCGAAGCCCAGAGACCCCAUGGAUCGACGAGCGCGAGCGCGAGUGCUAGUGCGACGCCUAGUGCGCAGGUGCUUUCGUUCGCCUCCUCAACCACCCUCCAAGGCACAGACGAGCCCACACCCUCAUCAUCUGCUCAACCUCAUGGACCAACCUCCAGCCACGGCCAUAGCCACCUGCACCACGCGUCAAGAAAAGCGAGCAUACCAGGCCUGAGCGGGCUGAGCGCCAGCCUCGGGUUGGGCCUUGGCGGCGCGGGCGUGUCGCCUGCUGCGUCGAGCGUGAGCUUUGGUGGGUCGAGUUUCGGUGCUGGGGGCCUAGGUGGAGGAGGGGGCAGUUUUAUGGGUGGGUUCUUUGGGAGUCGGGAUAGGGAUAGGGACAAGGACAGGGAACGGGAGCGCGAAAAGGACAGGGAACGGAACAAGGACAGGGACAAGGAUAGAGAAGGCGAGAAGGGUGGUGUCGACAAGGAUGGGGAGAGGGGGAGAGAUAAGGAGAGAGACAGAGAAGGAGAAGACAGGUUCACAGACAAAGAAGAAAAGAAGGCGCGCGAGAAAGAGAGGAAGCGGGAGGAGAAGGAAAGCAAGAAGGAGGAGAAGAGGAGAAGGAAGGAGGAGGCGAAGGCGAAGGAGGAGGAGGAGGAGGUUGGGGUGGGCAGUGGGUUGAGUUGGAAGAUUGGACGCAGGAGAGGAGGAGGAGGGAAGGAUAAGGGGAAAGAAAGGGAAGAAAUUGAGCUGGAAAGACUCGGCCCGGGCGUACGGAAUGGGACGACGACGGAGGAGGAUGCGGAUGAGGAAGAUGAGGAUGGUGGGUUGGAGUAUGUCGACUAUCCGACGGCGACGGCGACGGCAGCGCCAACUACGGCCACAACGACGGCGGCACAAACGCCCGCGGUAACGCUAACACCUGCGCUCUCCACCGCUCUCCCUUCCACUUCCACACCCGGUCCCGGUCCUUCCACCUCCACCCCCACCUCCACCCACCCUCUUGUCGGGCCCUCAACACAACGCCAACCUCUCCCUCUCCAACCCCUCUCAACGCACCCCUUCCAACCCUCCGGUCGACCAGCAUCCCCCUCCUCCAACUCCGACUCCUCAAUGUCCCUCUCCUCACCCGUCUUCGCACGGAGCACCGACGACGACGACGCGUCCCCGGGCCUCGGGGAGGAGGAGUGGUCGGAGGACCCAAGUUUGGGAUAUAAAAGGACGGGGUAUAGGUAUGGAGGGUAUGAGCCGCGGUUGAGGUUUAAGGAUGUUGAGGGGAGGGAUGGUAGGGAGGGGCGGGAGGAUAGGCAGGGCGCUACGACAACGAGCAUGAGUACCAGCGCCCGGCAAGUGCAGAGUAAGGAUGGAGGGCAGGGCAAGGAGGGGAAGAAGCCCCAGAGACCGACGGUGCUCACUUCCGGUCUGGGAGCGGGUUUGGGUGCUGGCUCGAGUUUGAAUGCUAACGCGAAGGACCGCGAGCGGCCGGCGGAACGCGGUGUAGAUCGAGACAGGGAUAGGUUGGGUGCAGAUCGGUUGGGUGCAGAUAGGGUGGGUGUUGGAGGGGACAGGGACAGGGAGAGAGCACGAACCCCACGCAGACGCGAAGAAGAGCGCGAACGCGGGCGGGGCGAGUGGAUCGUGCUCGAUAUGGGGAACGAAAUUGCAUUCAACUCGAUCCUCCAGAUCCUGCACCGGCACUUCGUACCGCCCAUCGUGUCCGAGUUCGUGCCCGAUGCGAUCGCAGCGAUGGGGUUGUCGCCAUCUAUCUCUGCGUCGGUGGCGAUGGGCCUCUCGCCGUCGAUAUCUGCGCCGGUGGGGGUGCCUAUGCCUUUGUCUGCGUCUGCUUCUGCCUCGACAUCAGCUUUGGCAACACCUUCAGCUGCGGGCCGCCCACCAGCGUCUCCGAAUGGGCAGACCGAGGACCCGCGGAGUCAAUCCCAGCGGCAAGGACAAGAGCAGCGUCAAGCGCAACGACAAAGCCAAAAGCGCGAGAACCAGCACGCGUCGGACGCAGACUCGGAGCACGACCCCGACCCCUCUGAGCACGGACAUUCGCACGGUGGUGGGCCGUCCCAUUCGUCCAGUCAACUCCUGCAUCCACCCGCCCUCGCCUCGUUGUCCGUACAUCCGCUCGCCCGUUCUCGUGGCCGGGCGCGAUCACAUUCCUACUCCCAUGAGGAGGAGAGUGGGGGUGAGGAGGAACAUGAGGAUGAGGAUGAGGAGGAUGAGCGCGGAAGCGAGGAAAGCAGAGAGGAUGGAGAGGAGCACGAAAGUGCCGCAGCUGCGACUUCGUCUUUCUCCAAGCAUCGCAAGUCCAAAUCCAAAUCCAAGUCCAAGUCCAAGUCCAAGUCCAAGCUUAUGCCAAAAGUUAAGGCGAAGAGGCACCCAGAUCCGUACGGGUACACCCUCGAAGACGACCUGUACGAAGCUGCGCUCUCCGAUACUCACUCUGUCCACUCUCACUCUUUGCAUUCUGUCCAUUCUGCGCACUCUUCCCACCCCAACUCCACCGACUCAGACGGCUCCGACUUGGACCCCGAAGGCCGCGUGCCCCUCGCGCUGCUCGACGACCUCGACAGCGACGCAGACGACGAAGAGUCAGAAGUGGAGUGGUUCGCGUGGCCUGCGGACCUUCCGCGCCAGGUUGCGAGGAGGAGGGCGGAGGAGGCGGAGAGGAGGAGGAAGGUGUUGGCGGAACAGGAAAGGGAGAGGCAGGAGACGUUGAGGCAGGAGGAGGAAGAGGAGGCGAGGAGCAGGAAGGAGGAAGAGGAGAGGAGACAAAGAGAGGAGGAGGAGGAAAAGAGAAGGAGAGAGGAGGAUGUUGGGUUUAACGAUCCGUGGGCAGAGGGCAACGCGUCGAGCACGCUCGUCGGUUCCUCCGCCUCCAACGUUGCGCUCAACGCCGUUACUACAACCGCGUCGACCAGCACCAGCACCAUCUCAUCAGCCGCGUCCAUCGCCUCCGUCUCAUCCAUUGGGUCCGCAUCGACCGCUACCGCGCCCUCCCUCGCGCGAUCUACUUCUACAUCCGCGCGGUCUCUGCAGUCCAAUAACAUUCCCCUCCCUCCCACACCCACCACCGCACCCCUUACCUCUACCCCUUCUCACAACACGUCCAGUCUGCCGCUGCAGGUCCCGCUGCCCGCGACGCUCCCGCGCACGCAGGAGGAGGAAAGGAGAUGUAGCAGGCGGAAGUUGGAGCCGAGUGCGGUGUCGAGGUCGGCGUCGGCUACAUCAACUGGAAGCGCGGGUGGGACAGGAGGAGGAGGGGAAAAUAAUGUAGUGAUUACGGGUGCGGGUGGGUUGGGUUUGGAUAGGAGGCCGAGUACGUUGUCGUUUCAAGGGGCGGUAGGGCUGGAGAGGAGCGCGUCGACGGCUUCGAGGGUCAGCGUCGCGCCUUCCAUGUCUGCCUCUACCUCCGCGCACGGGACUGCCUCUGCAUCGGCUUCGGGCACGACCUCGCUCUCAACAUCCGUCUCGGGGCUGGGGUACGCCUCCAGCGCGAGCGCGAGCGGCCUGAGCACCCAGCUGAGCACGCCGCCCCGAUUCCCGCGGUCGUCUGCGUCUGCGCCUGCCCGUCGGUUCGCUGCCCAGAGUCAGACGCACGCGUUGAGCUCGCCGUCGUCCUCUGAAUCUUUGUCCGUCGGGCCUGGACCUGGACUUAGACCUGGCAUGGGUGUGGGAGGACUAGGAAAGGGAGGAGGAGUGGGAGGGCUAGGUAGGAGACCGCUCUCGCCGGAGGACGACGAGGGGUACGAGGAGGAGGAUGGGGAUGCGUAUGGGGAUGGCGAGGGUGAGGAUGGGGAUGGGGACGGGGAUGGGGAUGGGGAUGGGAUGAGCUCGUCGACGACGCCGCCUAGUGCCUCUCCGCCUAGGAAGUUGACUCAAAGCCAGUACUCACGUCAAACACAACAAACACAACAUGGACAUCAAACCCAGCACCAGCACCAGCAGCAUCCAAGUCAACAUAGGAGGACGCACUCGAGGUCGGUCUCGGGCGGGUACGCGCCGUUCGCUGCUCUUUCUGCGAGUACGAGUGCGAGUGGAGGAAGUGUGCAGACGACGCCUGAAAGGGAGCGAGAAAGGGAGAGAGAAAGAGAAAAAGCGUUGGCUCAUUCUUCGUCGAUGCCGCUCGUUUCCGCCCAAGGUGCAGCGAGUACAGGAAAUGCAAUGACACCGUCGAGGAGCAGGAUACCCACGCUGGCGUCGACACCUACGCGGUCGUCUUCCUUGCAGGGCACCUCCAGCUCUGCCCAUAUUACCCCAUCGACCUCGACGCCUACACGUUCGGCCCAAACCCAACCUCAAACACCCCAACGCCAAACCCCACAAAGAGAGCGCGACCCACUCGAGAAACACAUCCUGACGCCCGCGCAGAUCUCCGCGAUCGAGAGCGAGACGGAGGAGUGGCUCGCUUCGGGGGGUGCAGCGGCUCAGUACGCCUCAGCCUCAGCACCGCAGUACGCAAGGGUACCUCCGGUGCCCAGUAUUCCUGUGCCGAUCCGUACGCCGACGAUGGGUGGCGGGUUGGGUAUGUCAGGCUCGCCGCCUGCGCAUGCCCAAAGUUCACUUGGGCGUACGGCAGGCUAUGGCACGUGCACGGGUGCGGGGCUUGGGCCGAGCAAAGGCAAGGCACCUAUCAGUAGUGGGGCGGGGUACGCGAGCGGGUCAGGCAGCGAGAAGGAGCGCAGUAGCGAGAAGGGUUUGAGGAAGAGACUGAGUGAUCUUGGAAGGGGGUUUGGGUAUAGUUCGUCGAGUCAUGCUGAGAAGGAGCGGGAGAGGGAGAGGGAGAGGGAAAAGCAAGCAAUCGAAGAAUACGAGAGAACGACAGGGUACGCCACGCCCUCUGCUCUCAACUCGCCGUCCGCGUCUGCUCACCACACGCCCCUGAAAUCGUCCAACUUGAACGUUAACGCUAACGUCGUGAAUUUUGGUAGACCGAUGAGCCCCACACGUCCCGUGAGCCCGACGGACCCUAGGCCGAGCCUCUCGCUCAUGAGUGCCAACACGAACACCAAUGCCAAUGCAAGCUCGACGAAACAGAGACCAAAGCUCUCCUUACCCGGUCUUUCGGUCCUUUCGAGUGGAUCGAGCAAGGCCAAGAACGCGAAAGAGGAGAUCCAGAGUCCGACAAAGGGUAAACACCGACUUCGAGGUGGAGGAGGAAUAACAUCCUCUGCGAUUGGAACAGGACUGAGUGGAGGCGUGAAGAGUCCCACGAGCAGUAGCACACCGUCCGUAGGCGCCUUCCCCUCAACUUCGACUCCGAGCGCCGGUGCGAGUGCGUAUUCUUCUGGUAUCGGGUCGGGGGCUUCGUUCUCUACUGGCUCGGCCUCGACCUCGACCUCGUCAUAUGGCGGCUCGUACGUGACCGCGGCAACACCGCAUACGGUGCCGAGCUCUGCGACGCCGUACACCGCCGCUGCUGGCCCUCCAAUGAGCCCCACGACCGCCAACGCGCUGUCUUACAUUUCCAACCCCUCGACGAGUGGUACGAAUACGAACGCCGUGGCCUCAGCCAAGGCCCUCCUCCGACGCGUGCGGUCUGGGUCAAGCCUGAAGACGCCAAUGGAGGUCCACCUCGAGGAGGGGUUGCCAUCUAGUGAGGAAGGUGCCGGGGUUGUUGACGCGUCCUACCCUCCGUCAAGCUACGUCCCACCCGCACCCUCCUCAUCGCACGCCUCAAGUUCCACGCCUGCGCACCCGUCCGCAGCCUAUCCAUCUACUUCAACGCACGCGCACACCCCGAGUAAUGCCGGAACGCUUAGCGCGAUCAGCGUCACGACUACGACGACGUCUUCGUCUGGGGGUAGCUCCACGCUCGUUUCUGGUUCCUCUGACCCUGCGUCUGGUUCAGCGGCAGGGCAGCAACAAGCACCCCAAGGAGGGAAGAAAAAGAAAAAUGCGAUAGAUAGGAUCGUGCGGAAGUUGGAUUCGACUUUGGAUUUCGUCGAGGGGCUGUGA
This is a messenger RNA of Cyclocybe aegerita, 8946 nucleotides long. NCBI's taxonomy places the organism in Eukaryota, Fungi, Basidiomycota, Agaricomycetes, Agaricales, Hemipholiotaceae. The record is from the annotation of a GenBank genome assembly.